Molecule: messenger RNA, 1255 nt
Organism: Westerdykella ornata
Lineage: Eukaryota; Fungi; Ascomycota; Dothideomycetes; Pleosporales; Sporormiaceae
Exons: 1
Coding region: 411-776 (121 amino acids)
Source: RefSeq, a predicted model, not a curated record
AGCUCCGCUUAAACUCCACAACCUUCAUCGCAUAAACCUACGUGGACUACAACACAAGCGAGCUCGUGCAUUAGUCCUUAUCAACACUACUCGGGCAUUCGUCCGGAAACGCCCAUACGUUUCUUUUUCUGAGGGCAAAGUGGUCACUUGACACACCUACUAUCCCCAAUUUAAGUCUCACCCACGGGCCCGGCCGAAUAGCUUGGACCAGACACAAAACGCCAAAUCAACCUGGGCAGCUCGCUGUUCGCACAACGCCAAGUUCACUGCGCUAAACCGACCUUGUAAGCCCUCUACCACCUUCGUAUAAAGAGGGGCUCCCUCCUCGAAAGACAUCAUCACACAGCCCACGACGCUGCUGUCACCACGGAAGUACGCCACUCUCUCACGCAAGAAGCAACAGCGUCACCAUGUCUACCUCGGGACCGCGCUACCACAUUCCUUUCCCCCGCACGUUCCUGACGCUCAACGCUCGGGAGAAGAAGACAUGCAACAACAACAACGACAGUGUCGUCUCUGCCACUACGGGGACCAUAGCGCACAGCUUCCUCUCCAACCGUCCGGCGCCCCGCACCUCUUCCUUCUCCUCGGACACGGCUUCAGAACCCUCCAUUGUUAGUCCUCCGGCGUCUCCAGAAGCUAAGCCAGUGGCCUCGUCCGCACUGGAGCGGAAAGCUCCCGCCUUUCUUCAGCUCAACAGCAAGUUCACGCCUCCGCCAACGACCCACACGGAGUUGAAGUUUGGAACGGGCGGGUUCCUGUCCAACAGGAACUAAGCAGAGACAAUGCAACUUGAAUGGCGACCCACCGCCGAGUUAACGACCGUGACGAUUUCCUUUUCCUUUGGUUCCAGUUUUCAGCGCAAUGGGUGCGUGGAUGGAGUACAUACGGGAGCCGCUCAACCAGCGGCCAGAUGACCAGACCACACACAUCUCGGCGUUCUUUUGGGGGGACGAUCAUGAUGAAUGUGGUGCGAAGCACGCUUUAUUUUUUCUUGGGUUCAUAUCGAGGUACGGCGCCCAGCCAUGUUGGCGCCGGACGGGUCGAAAAUCAUUAGGUAGCUAAUAAUUGCACAAAGCUUGGGUUUGCGGUGUAAGGAUUAGAGCCUUUAGUUGUGUUGGGUGCUGGUUCGGCGAAUAAUAAUAUUACGGAAUAUCACAAAGUACGGGUUUGUAGAGUUCGUGUUACAUAGCAGAUUGCAAAAUUCCGCUGCCCGACAGCGGGGAGUUUUCCAAGCGAAGAAAUAAGGACGGGA